UCCCUGUCCAAUCCCUUAUCCCAUGGGUUUGAAAGAUCUUGGCAAACUUGCAGAGUUGAAAGGACGAGGUCUGGUUCUUGACCGUCACUUCGAGACGAUAAAAACACAUGUGAAGGCGGGAAACUCCGUUGCGAAGGAGUGGUGGGACGCCAUCGAGAGCGCAUGGGGGUUGACGCAGAACGGUAUCUUCCACGAAGGAGGGUGGAUUGCGCAGAUUGAUGGUGAAAUCCAGGGCAUUACCAGCAGCACCCGCCUGUCCUUGUCAUCCCAACAAGAUGCCAGCAGCGCACGAGGUGCUGCUGCACCUUCUCAGCACCCACCUGCUGCUGCAGCGGGUACCGCGAGGAGGAAGGUGGAUCGAGGGAAGUUCGCCAGGGAGAGAGCUGCGAAAGGCACUUUUGGCGGCAACAUCUACAACGCGUUCUCGAUUGGCAACGGGCAACCGAUUAAGCGGACUCGUGGUGGAGUGAAAGAGUUCGUACCCGGUAUCAGCUUCCCGCCUCCGGCCCCGGAGUCCCGCCGANAAUUGAAUUCAACAGCGCCACAACUAAGAGCGACUGACACGUCACAUGGCUCGUUGAAUCCCCUACACGGCAACUCCGCCCUUUCCCAUCGCAACGAGCAGAUUAAGCGGACUCGUGGUGGAGUGAAAGAGUUCGUACCCGGUAUCAGCUUCCCGCCUCCGGCCCCGGAGUCCCGCCGAUCCUGCCCUCAUUGUCCCAUGACCUUCGUGAACGAGCAAGGCCUUGGGAUCCACGUGAAAACGCAGCACAGCAGUGCAAACAUGUCCAACAGCGUGCGGCUGCGGCGGAUGCUACGGAAGAAUCUCGAAGGGCGUGUCCUGCCGUGGGAAGAAGCCGGGCCUGGGCGUUGUUGGCACGUGAAGGUCGAUGAUGCGACCGGGGCGGCUUCGUUUGUCCUCCAGCGGAAGCGCUUCCUCGAUCUAGACUUGGAAAGCGACGGCUUCAUGGACCGCGAAACCAAGGAAACACGUGGAGCUCCCAAGCGCAGGCGAUACGACUAUAGCAACAUCGUGAAGUGGGCCAAGGACGAGAAGGCCAUAGUCGCGGCGGCAGCAGACCACGUGAAGAAGAGCCUCCUCGCCAAGCAGCAGCCUAAGCGGUGGUUUCCUGAGGCAGAAAAGAGGCUUUACAAGAUGUUCGUGGAGCGGCGUAAGAGGAAGCUGAAGGUAUCAACCCUGUGGCUGACGAUCACGUUCCGGAAGCCUGUGCGAGAGAUGAAUCCCGGGGACCAACGGGCGGCGGCGUUCCGCGCAUCCUUCAGGUGGGCACGAAAAUGGGUCAAGAGGCACAACCUGUCCAAAAGACGUCGGACCAACCUCAAGAACAAGUCUGUUAAGGAGCGCAUACCAAAGAUCCAGCGCUUCCGCCGACUGUUUCGCAAGCUCCUGCAGGAGCCGGUACGGUACAGGGCGCCCGAUGAGUCGGACGUAUCGGCGAUUACGACGGUCGCAGAGGGGGAGUCCAGGCUUCCCAAGGAUGGCCAAUUCGAGCUCUGGGAACGUUGGAAUGUGGAUCAAGUGCCUUUGGCAUUCGUAAACGGGCUGCACGAUACGUGGGAGGAGCGAGGUGCAAAGCGUGUCACCAUCUCACAGCACUUUCCUGGCCUAGAGAAAAAGCAGUGCCCCAUGCAAGUCAUCUUUGGUCCGGGUGAGAAGACCUUGCGAAUUUCGGUGAUUUUCCGACGCACGGGGAAGCGGAUCUCGCCGUAUGGCUCUUCGGAGUGCACGGACGAGGUGCAGCCAGUUGAUGCAGGAGCCGGACGAUUUUUCAAGGUGGAAGCUGGGAGGCAGAUGGACAUGUGGCUCGAGCAGUCGGACAACCUCGAGAGGUGGGAAACCGCGGCGCUGACAGCUUCUGAUCGGCGGGUACUGAUCACUCAGUGGAUUGGAGCGGCCAUGGCAAGACUCAACAGCCAACAGGCGUUCCGAUUCCGCCUUUUCAAAAAGUGCGGGAUGGCCAUGACUGUGGACGGCUCAUGUGAUGAUCGGAUCACCUUGGAGGGUUUGGACAAGCCGUACACCUUCGCAAACGAUGAAGACUGUAGCGAGGACGAAGAAGGUUUGGAGAACGGCAGCGAUGAGCCUGAGGGGCGGGGGAAGGAGGGCGAUGGACAUGAGACGGUCGUGGAGGGCGCUGAUUCCAGCGAUGAUGAAGACGACGGCGGUAAGAUGGAUUUGCACUAGACCCAAUCUCUGUCAUUUCCUUGUUGAUGACGAUGUCCAUGUUGAUAUUUGCUUGGAUUUUGCUGACGUGCUGUUUCCGCGUUCACGACUACGAGCAAAUAUGAUGGGUUCAUGUUGAGUUUCGGCCGUGACACCGUACUUCUUGUGGUGUUUCACGGUGCCCCGUUCGCAGGCACGUCUCAAACCCAGACCGAUGAGCUAGCUCUUCGACGACGACAGCAUGGACCCACAAGACCCGAAGGACGAGACACAAGGAAUGAAGAUCCCGACAGGCUUUCGUAUUCAAGAAGU
This is a messenger RNA of Ectocarpus sp. CCAP 1310/34, 2497 nucleotides long. The record is from the annotation of a GenBank genome assembly. NCBI's taxonomy places the organism in Eukaryota, Phaeophyceae, Ectocarpales, Ectocarpaceae.